AGUUAUUGGGAAAUAGAUAAAAUUAAUAGUUUAGAUUGUUUUCUUUGAUCAUAUUGUGAAUACAUACAUGAAAAUCAAAAAAGGGAAGUAAAAGUGUAUAGAAACAAUUAGAAAAUGAAAACUACCGUGUUCCCUAUUUAAUGGCCUUGCUUAGAAAGCAUGGCAUCAGAGAACCUACCUCAAGGUUCCACCAGACACCAUCUCAGCCAGGCCAGCAGCAGCCACAUCUUCCCCAUGGCCUUCGUGCUCUGUCUACUGAUGGCCCUGGUGCUGGUCAGCUAUGGCCCAGGAGGAUCCCUGGGCUGUGACCUGUCUCAGAACCACGUGCUGGUUGGCAGGAAGAACCUCAGGCUCCUGGGCCAAAUGAGGAGACUCUCCCCUCGCUUCUGUCUGCAGGACAGAAUGGACUUCGCUUUCCCCCAGGAGAUGGUGGAGGGCGGCCAGCUGCAGGAGGCCCAAGCCAUCUCUGUGCUCCACGAGAUGCUCCAGCAGAGCUUCAACCUCUUCCACACAGAGCGCUCCUCUGCUGCCUGGGACACCACCCUCCUGGAGCAGCUCCGCACGGGACUCCAUCAGCAGCUGGACGACCUGGACGCCUGCCUGGGGCAGGUGAUGGGAGAGGAAGACUCUGUCCUGGGAAGGACGGGCCCCAUGCUGGCCAUGAAGAGGUACUUCCAGGGCAUCCAUGUCUACCUGCAAGAGAAGGAAUACAGCGACUGUGCCUGGGAAAUCGUCAGACUGGAAAUCAUGAGAGCCUUGUCUUCAUCAACCAGCUUACAAGAAAGGUUAAGAAUAAUGGAUGGAUACCUGAUCUCACCUUGA
Molecule: messenger RNA, 822 nt
Organism: Cervus elaphus (red deer)
Lineage: Eukaryota; Metazoa; Chordata; Mammalia; Artiodactyla; Cervidae
Product: interferon omega-1-like
Exons: 1
Coding region: 160-822 (220 amino acids)
Biological process (GO): response to exogenous dsRNA; natural killer cell activation involved in immune response; adaptive immune response
Cellular component (GO): extracellular region
Molecular function (GO): type I interferon receptor binding; cytokine activity
Source: RefSeq, a predicted model, not a curated record